AUGUCUUGUGUACCUGGAUUAUUAAGAAAUAAAAUAUUUCUUGUUCCAAAUAAUAAUAAACAAAAUCAAACACUCUUUGAAAUGAUUGAACCAGAUGUAUUUUCUCAAACUUGUUGUAUUUCUGUUAGUUCAAUACUUGGAGUUCCAUGUAUAGGUAAAAAUAUUCGAUUAACAUAUGAACGAACUUAUCCAUUCAGACUUAUUAUUACAGAAAAAGAAAAAGGAUAUACAAGAUGGCAAUUAAAGAAUGGAGUGUUAUAUGCAUAUUUACAAGAAGAAAAAAAUAUAUACCCAAAAAAAAAUGAAGAACCUUUUGGUCAAGUUGGACUUAUUUGUAUUAAAAAUCAAAAUUAUUUUUGUAUUAAUACACAAUUAUUAUUUAAUAAAAUAAAUUUUUCUAAAGAAAUAGUAUUAAGUAGUCAACUUUUUGGUAAAGAUUACUUUUAUCUAUGUUUGUUAAAUGAAAUACCAAAUAAAGAUAUCAUUUCUGGAACUCCAUAUUUUAGGGUUAUACUUCAUUGUAAAAAACAACGAAGAAGUGUUAUUAGUAUUCAAAGAAAUAAAAAUUGUGAACCAAUCAUUAGGUUAAUAGGAACUUAUGAUUAUACAGCAAAAUUAGUACAUGGUAAAUGGUAUUUAGGAAUAUAUGAAAAUUCAAUUGUUUGGGGAGAUGAAUUAGAUUCAAUUGUAAUUAAACAAGACAAAUAUGGAAAAUUAAAUAUUAUAGAGAAAGGAGAAUGUAUUGGAUAUAUUGAAUUAGGAGAAAAGAGAGAUGAUGAAUCAUAUUAUUUAAUUUGUAAGAGAAAAGAAAAUAUUCAAUUUGUUUCACUUACUGCAAUAAUGAUUAUUACUGAUGAGAAAAGAGAUGGAUUUAUUUUUACUAAUGGAUGUUGGUUAGAUAAUGAACAAAGAUAUAAUAUUUCUAAAACACAAGAAAUAGAAGAAGAGUUUUUUAAUAGUGAAGAUAUUGAUCAAAUAGAUGAAGAAUUAGAUAAAGAAUUAUAUAUUACUGAAAAUAUUUCAUUUUCUAAAGAUGAAGAUGAUAUAAAACCACCUACAGAAGAAGAUAUAGUGUGA
Molecule: messenger RNA, 1077 nt
Organism: Entamoeba dispar SAW760
Lineage: Eukaryota; Evosea; Mastigamoebida; Endamoebidae
Exons: 1
Coding region: 1-1077 (358 amino acids)
Source: RefSeq, a predicted model, not a curated record